Hibiscus syriacus is the source of this 2286-nucleotide messenger RNA. RefSeq names its product RGG repeats nuclear RNA binding protein A-like. Bases 1045 to 2124 code for a protein of 359 amino acids. Gene Ontology annotation, cellular component: cytoplasm; nucleus. The record is from RefSeq and is a predicted model, not a curated record. The transcript has 9 exons. NCBI's taxonomy places the organism in Eukaryota, Viridiplantae, Streptophyta, Magnoliopsida, Malvales, Malvaceae. Gene Ontology annotation, molecular function: RNA binding.
UGUGUGUAUAGUAAUAGUCGGUGUUAAUAGUAUAGUGGGACUCUGCUGGACAAGAACGGUUUAGGACACUGCUGGACAAGAACGUUAAAGGCCUCUCUUUAUUUUUCCAGUUAGUUUACUGUUUGGUUGAAUGUAUAGUGGGACACUGCUGGACAAGAACGGUUUAGGACAAUCACUAGUAGCUACUACCGUGGGGCUCAUGGCAUAAUCGUGGGUGAUCUUUUCAUUUUCAACUCACUAUGAAUCCUGAAUAGUAAUAGUCGGUGUUAAAAGUAUAGUGGGACUCUGCUGGACAAGAACGGUUUAGGACACUGCUGGACAAGAACGUUAAAGGCCUCUCUUUAUUUUUCCAGUUAGUUUACUGUUUGGUUGAAUGUAUAGUGGGACACUGCUGGACAAGAACGGUUUAGGACAAUCACUAGUAGCUACUACCGUGGGGCUCAUGGCAUAAUCGUGGGUGAUCUUUUCAUUUUCAACUCACUAUGAAUCCUGAAUAGUAAUAGUCGGUGUUAAAAGUAUAGUGGGACUCUGCUGGACAAGAACGGUUUAGGACACUGCUGGACAAGAACGUUAAAGGCCUCUCUUUAUUUUUCCAGUUAGUUUACUGUUUGGUUGAAUGUAUAGUGGGACACUGCUGGACAAGAACGGUUUAGGACAAUCACUAGUAGCUACUACCGUGGGGCUCAUGGCAUAAUCGUGGGUGAUCUUUUCAUUUAUAGUGUUUGUCCUUUUUUUUUGUAGUUUCAUUUCUAUUUAUGAUUGAAAAACUUUAAAAUAAGAAAAGUUGUUUAAAAAAAUAUUUUAUCGAAAAGAAUUUACAGUGAAAGAAUAGACCCUGUCGGCUGUAUUAUUAUCUGUUUUGCGCCUAGGGUUUUGUACACUCUUUCUAUAUCCUUUUUUAACUUCAUUUUGUUUGGUUUCAUAAUUUAAAAUUCUAGUAGAAGUCCUGUUGGAAUAAGGUUUUGUGGUUACUAGAAAAGAAAGAUAAUUUGGAGAAAAAGGGGUUUGGGGGGUGGUUAGUGUCGAUUUUUCAUUCGAAAAGAAAUGAGUAGCUUGAACCCUUUUGAUUUGUUGGGAGAUGAUGAUACUGGGGAACUCUCGUUGCUGAUCGCUGCUCAGCAAAAGGCUGUCGCAGCCGCCACCGUCACCUCCACAGCUGCUGCCCCAAAGAAAGGCCUGGCAAAGUCUCAAGCUAAGCCGCAGCCUCCUGCUCAGGCUAAGCUUCCCUCCAAGCCUCUCCCUCCUGCACAGGCUGUGAGGGAGGCAAAGAAUGAAGGUACUCGUGGUGGAGGCCGUGGUGGACAUGGAUAUGGCCAUGGGCGUGGUGGUGGAUAUAAACGCGAUAUUUCUAAUGAUGAGAAUUCGUUCAGCAACAGUGUUGUACCUGAAGAUGGAGAGACUGGAAAACCCUCUGAAAGGCGUGGCUAUGGGGGUCCUAGACCUUAUCGUGGUGGUCGCCGUGGUGGUUUCAAUAAGGGCGAGGCUGCAGAUGGGGAGCGACCUCACAGGUUGUAUGAACGCCAUAGUGGGACUGGAUGCGGAAAUGAACUCAAACGGGAAGGCUCUGGUCGUGGAAAUUGGGGAACUCAGACUGAUGAAUUUACUCAGGUGACUGAAGAAGUUGCCAACGAAGGAGAGAGGAAUUUAGGUGAUGAAAAGCAAGCAAAAGAGGACGAGGCGGGUGAUGCUACAAACGAACCUGGAGAAAAAGAGCCCGAGCCUGAGGACAAGGAAAUGACUCUUGAGGAGUAUGAGAAGGUGCUGGAAGAGAAGAGGAAGGCUCUGCUGGCUCUAAAGACCGAGGAAAGGAAAGUAGAUGACAAGGAGUUCGACUCUAUGCAGCAGCUUUCAAAUAAGAAGAGUAAUGAUGAGGUCUUCAUCAAAUUGGGAUCUGAUAAAGAUAAGAGAAAAGAGGCUUAUGAGAAGGAAGAGAGAGCAAAAAAGUCUGUCAGCAUUAAUGAAUUUCUGAAGCCGGCUGAAGGGGAGAGGUACUAUAAUCCAAGUGGAAGAGGGCGUGGCCGUGGACGUGGUUCAAGAGGGUUCGGUUGUGACGGUGAAAUAAGAAAUGUGGGAACACCAUCCCUCGAAGACCAUGGGCAGUUCCCAAUCUUGGGGGGCAAGUGAGAUUUCUAUUUCUUUGGAACCCCAAUCGUGAACUGCAUACUUAUGUUCUGGAAUAGACGGAACUAUUUUGCAACUUGUUUUCUUCCAAAAACGAUGACCAUUGUUGUUCCCUUUUAUCUGGAAUCAGAGAUGCAUAGCAGCAGCAACGAUUCCUAUCAUUAA